Messenger RNA from Medioppia subpectinata, 2025 nucleotides. NCBI's taxonomy places the organism in Eukaryota, Metazoa, Arthropoda, Arachnida, Sarcoptiformes, Oppiidae. The record is from the annotation of a GenBank genome assembly.
AUCGAGUACGUGAUCGUCCGCUUCGAUCACAACAACCAAAAAGUUAGACUCAGUUUACGUUCAAAACAAAUACUCGAUGUUAUGUAUGAGAGAGAAGAGAAAGAGGGGGCGAACCGUCGGGUGCUGUGGAGACCAGAGUACGGCUCGUUUCAGAUCGAGGCCACACCCGGACAGCCGUACGGAUAUAAUAACGAACUGAAUGGCGAAAACUCAAUGAAUAAUGUGUUUAAUAACGUAGAGAACAAUAUGAGAGAACGACGACUCGAUAUCAAGGCCUUACUCCUUGAAGACGAGGCACUUCUAUGUCUUACACACCAUCCGAGACUCGGAUGUGCGGACACAACCGUACCCUUCAGUAAAGCCGACCCAUUGAACAGCGCCUCCAAAAGUAUCUUCGUAUCCGAGGCCCACAUCUGUGAGGCAUACGAGCGGUACUUAGUUAUGGACCGAUACUAUGCCGAACGCAUCGGACAUAAGGCUGUCAUUAAUACUCCCAUUUUUAAAGACACCAAAACUCCGGACCCUUUCGUCGAGACAUUCAACGACACGGAGUCUAAUAGAGCGGCAAAAGUGGAUCACAUAUAUAUGGACGAGACAUUGUUUGGUGCGGCGGCCAGUUGUCUACAGGUAACAAUGCAGGCGACAGACGUGUCCGAAGCGUUCACACUAUACGACCAGUUGACUCCAUUAACGCCCAUAAUGUUGGCUUUGGGCGCCGCGACCCCUAUUUUCAGGGGCUAUUUGACGGAUAAUGACUGCAGACUUGGCGUCCAAUUGGAGUCCAACGACGACCGGACGGCUGAGGAGAGGGGAGAGAAGCCAUUGAAACACAACGCAUACCGUAUUCCCAAAUCAAGAGUUUCGCCGAUUAAUACUUAUUUGUGUAAAUCAAACGCCGCAUACAAUGACAGUCCGAUUGUCUAUAAUAAGGAGUAUUACAAUGAGAUGAUCAGCGCUGGCGUCCCCUCACCGCUGGCCCAACAUAUCGCAUACCUCUUUAUUCGUGAUCCGGUGGUUAUAUCACGUGAUAAAUUAGAUCAAGACUUGGAGACAGAAUCGGAACACUUUGAAGGCAUUCAGUCGACUAAUUGGCAGACAAUGAGGUUUAAACCGCCGCCUCUUAACCAACAGUCCAUCGGUUGGAGAGUAGAGUUCCGUCCGAUGGAGAUCCAGAUGACUGACACACAAAACGCCGCCUUUUCUGUGUUCGUUAUAUUGUUGUCCAGAAUUGUAUUGCAAUAUAAACUCAAUUUCAUUAUUCCUAUGACUAAAAUACACCAAAACAUAACAGCCCUUAAGAGGGAUGCCGUCAAUAGAUGCAAAUUCUGGUUCAGAAAAGACAUCUUCACUCAAAAUACACCACAAAUUAAUUGUUUCAAAGAAAAUAGAAACAGAUAUGAGAGCGAAGACGAGUCGUAUAUAGAGAUGUCUAUCAAUGAGAUAAUGAAUGUAGAGUUCCGUCCGAUGGAGAUCCAGAUGACGGACACACAAAACGCCGCCUUUUCUGUGUUCGUUAUAUUGUUGUCCAGAAUUGUAUUGCAAUAUAAACUCAAUUUCAUUAUUCCUAUGUCUAAAAUACACCAAAACAUAACAACAGCCCUUAAGAGGGAUGCCAUUAAUAGAUGCAAAUUCUGGUUCAGAAAAGACAUCUUCACUCGAAAUACACCACAAAUUAAUUGUUUCAAAGAAAAUAGAAACACAUAUGAGAGCGAAGAGGAGUCAUAUAUAGAGAUGUCUAUCAAUGAGAUAAUGAAUGGUUACGGAAAUGAAUUCCCGGGUUUAAUACCACUAAUCAGGGAAUACGUCAAUAGUAUAGCACUUGACGUCCAGACCUAUAAUAAAGUGCAACAAUAUAUCCAAUUGAUUGCCGACAGAGCGUCGGCUAAAGUCAAGACAACCGCCCAAUGGAUCAGAGAUUUUGUGCGAAAACAUGCGGACUAUAAAUACGAUUCUGUGGUCAACGAGAAAAUUACUUACGAUUUGUUAAACACUUUAAAUCGCAUUCAAAAUGAAAGUGAAUGUUAA